AUGACAGCAGAGGAUUACCACGUAGAACGUUUCAUAGGAAGAGGUUCAUUUGGAGAGGUUUAUAGAGGUACAAACCUCAAGACUGGGAAGGUUUUUGCACUCAAAAUGAUCGAUCUAAACGAAGCUAACGAUGUUCGAGAGCUUAUUAAGGAAAUUCAUAUCCUUACUCGUAUCCGUUCCACCUAUUUGACUCGACAUUAUGAAACAUUUUUGAGAGGUACAAACAUGUGGAUUGUGUUAGAGUACUGUGGUGGGGGUUCCUGCUCUGAUCUUUUGAAAUGUUUCGGAUCUCUCUCCGAGCAUGUUACUGCUUAUAUUAUCAGAGAUGUCCUUCAUGGAUUAGAGUAUCUUCAUGGGCAAAAUAAAGUUCAUCGUGAUAUAAAGUCAGCAAAUAUUUUACUCACGGACAAUGGAGAUGUCAAGGUGGCAGAUUUCGGUGUCAGUGGAGAAAUAUCCUUCACAAGAACAAAGAGAAACACCGUUGUAGGAACUCCAUAUUGGAUGGCUCCAGAAAUCAUUUCUCGUUCUGCUAGAGGAUACGAUACUAAAGCAGACAUUUGGUCUACAGGCAUCACUACUUACGAAUUUGUAGAAGGGAAACCUCCACUUUCGUCUGUAGAGCCAAUGAAGGCACUUUUUGAGAUUCCCAAAAAGAGGCCACCGGAAUUGGAGGGAAAUCAUUACAGUGAUAACAUUAAAGACUUUGUGAGAUACUGCCUUAUUAAAUCUCCUCGACAAAGGCCCAAUGCUUCUACGCUUUUGCACCACCAGUUCAUUACAACAUGCCCAUCAGACGUUAGAAUAACAGAUCUCAUAAUGGCCAAGAAGCAGCGGGAGGAAACUAUGCCGAAAAAAAAUAGACACAAACCAAGAAAAAUUGACAAGGGACUUACUAUCCACUGGCAGUUUACGUCUACAUUCAGAGAGAAGGACAACUCCCUGAUUCUGGCUCUGUCGAAGUAUGGGGGGAUCGUUUAUGAUGCGCUUUCGAAUGUGCUUCUGAGAGCAAAAACGGAUCUCGCUAAAUCAUCUGUUGAAAAGCUUCGUCAAGAGAUAUCUGAAGCAGAAAUACACAACAACGGCCUUUGCCACGCAUUUGUUGAAGAACUUUUUGUUUUGGUCGAUGCCAUGCGCCAAAAUUGA
Molecule: messenger RNA, 1143 nt
Organism: Clavispora lusitaniae ATCC 42720
Lineage: Eukaryota; Fungi; Ascomycota; Pichiomycetes; Serinales; Metschnikowiaceae
Product: putative serine/threonine protein kinase
Biological process (GO): protein phosphorylation
Cellular component (GO): cytoplasm
Molecular function (GO): protein serine/threonine kinase activity; ATP binding
Source: RefSeq, a predicted model, not a curated record